CUGACAGAGAGAGAGAGAGUCCUUCCAUCACACACAGAUCGUAGAUUCCCAGUUUUUUUUUUUUUUCAGAAUUCGUUUAUUUGUCUCUUUCCAUAUAUAUAUUUUUAAAUGUUAUAGAAAAUAUUCCCCAAUUGUUUUGUGUCUUGCCAAAUAUUCCCCCAUCUCGUCGUUUUCACAAAACAGCAACAACAGAGACUGCUGGUGGUGGUGGUGGUGGUUCCUCCCCAGGCUUCUUCUUCUACUGAAUCAGCAACCAUGAGAGGUUCCUCCCCAACUCCCAUUGAGCCCCGACACCGCCUUUCUACUUCUGCCAGUGACGACUCUAACAAAAGAAGGCCCCAGAGGAACAAAGAUUUUAAAGAUAUUGAGAAGUUCCUCCACGUUCCCGUGCAAGAUAGAACUUUGAACUGCAAGCCCACCUUGAAGCUUGUGUUGGCUGUUAUUUUAUUGGGGACUUUUCUCACGCUUAUCUUCUCUCCUGGUGUUUAUCAUUCAGAUGAUAAAUCCCGUUCCAUAUCUCACCCAACUUCUGAAGACAGGUCGACAAGAAAGAGUGUUGCUCAAGAUUUACAUUACAUAUCAUCUGUAGAAAUUAACUGGGAUGAAAUUUCUGAUGCUAUUGAAAAUCUGGCAGACAGAAAGGAUUAUCAGGGAAUUGGCUUGUUAAACUUUAAUGAUGCUGAGAUUGACCAUUGGAAGGAGCUGUUGCCAGAUUGUGAGCAUGUUGUUCUACGCCUCAAUCAUGCGUCGAACAACAUAACAUGGGAAACCCUAUUCCCUGAAUGGAUAGAUGAAGAGGAAGACUUUGAAGUUCCUACUUGUCCCUCCCUACCAAAGCUUCAGAUUCCUGGAAAACCAAGGCUUGAUCUGAUUGCUGUGAAGCUUCCCUGCAACAAGUCAGGCAGCUGGUCAAGAGAUGUGGCUCGGUUGCACUUGCAGCUUGAAGCAGCAAGGCUGGCUGCAGCUUCCAAAGCGUAUCACCCAGUGCAUGUGCUUUUGGUGACAGACUGUUUCCCAAUCCCAAAUUUGUUCACUUGCAAAGAGCUUGUCAGACGGGAAGGGAAUGUAUGGCUUUAUGAACCAAAACUGAAUACGUUGAGAGAUAAGCUACAGCUCCCUGUAGGUUCAUGUGAACUUUCAGUUCCUCUCACGGCUAAAGAAAGCUUUUACUCGGAAAGAGCCCACAGAGAAGCAUAUGCAACAAUCCUACAUUCUGCCCAUGUGUAUGUUUGUGGAGCCAUUGCUGCAGCUCAGAGCAUCCGUAUGUCUGGUUCAACACGAGAUCUUGUAAUACUUGUUGAUGAAACAAUCAGUGAGUAUCAUCGUGGAGGGUUGGCAGCUGCUGGGUGGAAGAUCCACACAAUCCAAAGAAUCAGGAACCCUAAAGCUGAACCAGAAGCAUACAAUGAAUGGAACUACAGCAAAUUCCGUCUUUGGCAGUUAACUGAUUAUGACAAGAUCAUUUUCAUUGAUGCUGACAUGCUUAUACUUAGGAACAUUGACUUCCUGUUUGAGAUGCCAGAAAUAUCAGCGACAGGAAAUAAUGCUACUCUGUUCAACUCAGGUGUCAUGGUUAUCGAACCAUCAAAUUGUACAUUCCAGCUGCUCAUGGAUCAUGUUGAUGAAAUUGUGUCCUACAAUGGUGGGGACCAGGGUUAUCUGAAUGAGGUAUUUACAUGGUGGCACAGGAUACCAAAACAUAUGAACUUCUUGAAACACUUCUGGGAAGGUGAUGAGCCGGAGAAAAAGGAGAGGAAAACACAUCUCUUUGCAUCUGAACCCCCAAUCCUCUACGUCCUCCAUUACCUGGGAAAUAAACCAUGGCUUUGCUUCCGUGACUAUGACUGCAACUGGAAUGUGGACUUUCUGCAGGAGUUUGCCAGUAAUGUUGCACAUAGAAGGUGGUGGAAAGUGCAUGAUGCUAUGCCGGAAAACUUACAAAAUUUCUGUUUGCUUCGGUCCAAGCAGAAGGCAGCACUAGAGUGGGAUCGGAGACAAGCUGAGAAAGCAAAUUACACUGAUGGUCACUGGAAAAUUAAGAUAAAAGACAAGCGUUUGAAGACAUGCUUUGAGGAUUUUUGCUUCUGGGAGAGCAUGUUAUGGCAUUGGGGUGAAAAGAAUUGGACCGAUAAUGCUACUGCUUCUCUAUCACCACCUGCACUUACCACUGCAUCCGUCGCUUCUUCGUGACUUGUUUUGCGUCACGUUUUCGUACUUCAUACUGAGGACACAAAUCAAAACACAAUGCAUGCUUACACAAGCGCGAAAGAAAAGUAUAUCUCCCAGAAAUUCAGUUAGUAUCGAGCUCAACAACUUCCUUGUAAUUCAAUUCAUAGUCAUUGUUUUUUUUUUUUUUUCAGGUGCGUGUCAUGUUGUCCGGUGUGUUUUUCAAUUUCCAGGUAGGUUUGGUUGCUUUUACCUGUUCUUACCAUGAAGAAUUGUCCCGCAUCAAAAGUUUACCAAACCGUACUAGUGAUUAGGAGUUGGGUUACUUUUUCUAUUGCUAAUUGGUUGUUUGGACAAACAUCAAUGUCCUUUAGAGCAU
Malus domestica (apple) is the source of this 2545-nucleotide messenger RNA. RefSeq names its product putative UDP-glucuronate:xylan alpha-glucuronosyltransferase 3. NCBI's taxonomy places the organism in Eukaryota, Viridiplantae, Streptophyta, Magnoliopsida, Rosales, Rosaceae. Gene Ontology annotation, biological process: xylan biosynthetic process. The record is from RefSeq and is a predicted model, not a curated record. Gene Ontology annotation, molecular function: glycosyltransferase activity.